Messenger RNA from Fusarium pseudograminearum CS3096, 2046 nucleotides. RefSeq lists its product as uncharacterized. Lineage: Eukaryota; Fungi; Ascomycota; Sordariomycetes; Hypocreales; Nectriaceae. The transcript has a single exon. Bases 1 to 2046 code for a protein of 681 amino acids. The record is from RefSeq and is a predicted model, not a curated record.
AUGAAGAAGCCGUGGAAAUCUGGGGCUGCCGCUGCUCCAAGCGCUCAGCCUGUUGAUAGUCAACCGUCGGCUAUCCGUGGCAGGAUCUCUGGACCGGUUCCCAUUCCGACUUCUAUGGACGACGAGUUUCCAAUUCGCAAUCCUGGUACCAGCAUCGCGACGCCCGUCCAGGGCGAAUUUCAAGAAUCUCAACCUGAACCCACUCCAUCACGCAGCGAUUUCAGAUCACCAACUUUCCCAGAACCUCGCCACAAUGAGGCAAGCAGUUUUAGAGAAGAACCAAGAUAUUCAGUACAUGCGCGCCAUCCCGGAACAACAAGCCGAUUGCAAAAGGCUGAGCCAUCAAACAGGCAUUCUUUUGUUAGCACAGACCGUUCUCAGACUAAGGAGCGUCCGCAACGGAAGCAGUCGACCCUUCGUGGUGCUUUGGGCAAACUCUUUAAUCGCAAAAAGAAAGUCAGCGACAACGAAAGCACCGGAAACACUGACUCAGAAGCUGGCUCUGUGCCAGUGCGCCCCGGACCCUAUCGACGAUCAACUGCUGAGGAUGGUCGACCACAAGAUUCAGUGCCCAGUUUAAACCAUAAAGACAGAUCGGCUCCCAGAACAAGAAGUCGGCCGUUCCCCGGGGCAGAGUCUAAGCGAUCUGCUUCACUACCCAUAACCGAGUUUGAUCGAGCGUUGAGAUCUCACUCCAUUAGACCGGAAGACGUACGCGCCAUCGAGAGUGCACGUAACUCACUGAGCGCUGACUUCGGUCUGACUCAUGCAGCUAAGCUGCGUGAAUAUAGUCUGGCAGGCCUUUCCCCGCGACCUGCGAGCAGUCAUGGCCGAGAAAGCCGUCAAGAUCAACAUGACGAGAACGCGGAUGAAAUCGGUCGUGCGAUUACUAGUGAUCUUGGAGUGCGGCGAAGGUCGCGGAGCUUAUCAGGACUCCCAGAGGACGGCCAUGGUCUCGCCCGCCGACGCAGCGACGAAAUCAAGUAUUGGAGGGAAAGCUACGAUCCUGGCUUCACACAUCCUAUAUCUUCUAAUGUUGCAGAUGCUGAAGAUGGCGUUACAGCAGAAGUCGAACAUACUCAGCACACCCAGGAAGAAGAUCAACAACAGCAACAAGCAGAGCCCUUCAACUUUGGUUCCUUUGCAGAUAUGAAGCAAGUGGGCAGCAUGAAGAUCACACAUGCUGCGAAUAUGGAGACACGAAUCAACAACCUCGAGUCUCGUGUUUAUCAGUUAGAGCAGGUCCUCGACCGAAUGUGCGAUGGUGGUUGGAACCGGCAAUCCCAUUUUGAACCACCAGAACGAAGUGCACCUCCAGCACCCGUCGAGCAGCGUUCUUCCGCCAAGGUUAUGGAUGACCAAGCGGAUUGGGCCAGGGAAGAUAACAAGAAAACCUUGGGAUGGCUCAAUGGUCACUCAAAAGGAAGCCACAGAGGAAGCAUGUUCCUCGAUCCAUCGUCUCCAGCCAUUCUCAGCGAUGGUAAUAAAGACCGCCCUGCCUCAACAGCAACAGUUCGUGGUACAACCAGUCUGCCCAACCUACUUCAAGAUACACCUGGGACUUUUACCAUGGAUCACUACACAACGCUCGUGGCUCUGAUCCAUACGGAACGUUCCGCCCGAGAAGCUCUGGAGACUCAAGUCAAGACGCUUGGCCACCAACUAAGUAUAUUGUCAAAUUCGGCGGCUAUGAACCGCGGAUAUGACCCCCCUCCGACAGCCAAGUCUUUUGGUGACAGGUCGGCGUUUGAUCACGACGAUGACAACGAAAACAUGGCAUCUCUAGCGGUCAUUACAAGAUCACACAGCCGACAUGUGGACCCUGAAGAUUCGGGUAUUGGAACAGGCCAUGGUGAUGAUAGCGAGUACUCCGAUACAUUUGAGACCCCUCGCGAAGAGGGAGGACAUAUGUUUGGAGCGUUUGGUGAAGACCUGGAUAGAGAAGAUCAGGCACAAACAAAAGCGGCGCGGACGUUGUCCCUGUCACAAUUAACGAUGGGCAGAGGUACACAGAAGUCUUCGCAGCAUCUUCGCCGGGUCAUAUAA